This is a messenger RNA of Macrosteles quadrilineatus (aster leafhopper), 1457 nucleotides long. RefSeq names its product heat shock factor 2-binding protein-like. Gene Ontology annotation, cellular component: cytosol. The transcript is spliced from 6 exons. Bases 226 to 1359 code for a protein of 377 amino acids. The record is from RefSeq and is a predicted model, not a curated record. NCBI's taxonomy places the organism in Eukaryota, Metazoa, Arthropoda, Insecta, Hemiptera, Cicadellidae.
AAAUUCUUAUAAGUCAAUUAGUAAUAUAAUAGUUAUGUUUUAUCGUUAAAAUUUGUCACUAGUACAGACAUGAAGGACCUUCAUUUGGAAAGCUAAUUAAAAUCAACACUUGCUGGGUUUUCAACAUAACAGCAUAGGUUAUUCUUAUCAAAGAUUGUACAUAUCAAUAAUUUUAUUUUUUAAUCUAGUCCUAGUUCUGCAGUGUUUUUAUCUUAAGAAAACCUAAUGUUUAUCAUGGAUAAUAAUAUGGAAAAUGAUACAUCAGAUUGUGGAAUAAUGGAGGGUGCAGUGUCCACUCUAUCUUCUCUAUGUGGAAAUUUGAAAGGACUUCUUGAAGAUCUCUCUCAUCCCCCGGACUGCUUUGAUCUUGCUCCGGAAUUGCUUCGGCUGACCCAGAGUAUCAAGGUUCUGCGCUCUAACGUUGAGUUUAUUGUUGGCCCUUUUAUUGCCUCAAAGAAGAAAGAAAUGUCUACAAUACUGGAGGAGCUGGAGGCUAUUCGCACCAAGUACCACAACCUACAGAGAGAGUGGGACAGUCAGCAGGAACACCUGGGCCGAGUACAGGGCGAGAUGUUCCGCAUGAGGUCACAGCUGAAGAGUCAGAGUAGCUUCUGUGCCAGCAUGGGAGCCAUCAUGGGCAGUCUCAUGUGGAAGACUACAAGAAUGGCCAGUGUUGUGGACGUUCUGCUUAGCACGAACCGGGUGAGCGAGUUUCUCUGCAUCGUGAGUGGCUCCCUGGAGUCGUUCAUGGAGACUUACACUCUGACACUGCCAGACGUCAGCACCAGUGAGAUGCAGUUCAUCCUCUCCUUGGUGGGCAUUGUGGCCAACGUGGCGGCUACGCCUGACGGACGACAGUUCCUGGUCACUGACCCCAACGGUAAAGAACUGAUCGACCAGAUGAUCUCAGCCCUGCUCAGCAUACGAGAUGAAACUGGUGAUUCCCUAAAGAGGGUGAUACUCAUGAGCCUGUACAACCUAAGCAUCAAUCAGCUUGGGCUGAUUGUGUUGCUAGACCACACCUCGCUGUUUGGAGAGUUGGCCAAAGACAUUCAAAGUGACUCCAACCCAGAGUUGAGACUGUUGUCACUGAGACUGCUUCAGUCACUCACCAUGCAGAUACCUUCUACCAAGGCCUUUGAUGACAUGUACCAUGCAAUUCCCAUGGAUAAAAUCAAGGAACUAACCAACACAACUGAUGCUGACAUGCGACUCCUGGCCAAAAAUAUACUACAGAGUUUGGAGCGAGCUUAUACCAAAUUUGGCGCCCAGACUCCGGACAGUACCACCUCUGGUAUUGACAUUUGUCGACGUGAUCCAGCCAACAAGUCUGUUUGCUCUCUUCUCAGCUCUGUAUGAAGAUAACAACAUCAAUGCAUCAGUCAUCCAGUAUUUUAAAAUGUGAUUCUUUUUAGUCCGAACUACCUUUCAGUGACAGUAAAAUUAUAAUUUUAAAA